Molecule: messenger RNA, 1569 nt
Organism: Neurospora tetrasperma FGSC 2508
Lineage: Eukaryota; Fungi; Ascomycota; Sordariomycetes; Sordariales; Sordariaceae
Exons: 4
Coding region: 83-1312 (409 amino acids)
Biological process (GO): translational elongation
Cellular component (GO): cytoplasm; nucleus
Molecular function (GO): translation elongation factor activity
Source: RefSeq, a predicted model, not a curated record
CACAGAUCCCUUUUUAUUUGCUUCCCCGUCACCCCUCUUCUUCCCAAACCCAUCUUUCCUCAUCAUUGAUCAAUUAUCAAAGAUGGCCUUCGGAAAGCUUUACACCUACGAGGCGAACCCCCGCUCCACGGCCAUCUUGGCUGUCGCGAAGGCCAACAACCUCGACCUCGAGGUUGUCAAGGUCGACCUCGAGGCUGCCAUCGAGGAGUACAAGAAGGUCAACCCUCUCGGCAAGGUCCCCACCUUCGUCGGUGCCGACGGCUACACUCUCUUCGAGUGCAUCGCCAUCGCCAUCUAUGUCGCUUCCCAGAACGAGAAGACCACUCUCCUCGGCAAGACCAAGCAGGACUAUGCCUCCAUCCUGAAGUGGCUCUCUUUCUUCAACACCGAGGUCCUUCCCCCCCUUGCUGGCUGGUACCGCCCUCUCCUUGGCAAGGCCCCCUACAACAAGAAGGCUGUUGAGGACGCUCAGGCUACUGCCCUCAAGGCCAUCUCUGUCGCUGAGGCCCACCUCAAGAACAACACCUUCCUUGUUGGCGAGCGCAUCACCCUUGCCGAUCUCUUCGCCACUGGCAUCAUUGCCCGCGGCUUCGAGUUCUUCUUCGACAAGGCCUGGCGCGAGCAGUACCCCAACGUCACCCGUUGGUACACCACUGUCUACAACCAGCCCAUCUACUCGGCCGUUGCUCCUCCCUUCGCUCUCCUUGAUACCCCCAAGUUGACCAACGUCGCCCCCAAGAAGGCUGAGGCCCCCAAGCCCGCCGCCGCCCCCAAGCCCGCUGCUGCUCCCGCCGCUGCCGCUGAGGAGCCCGCUGAGGCCCCCAAGCCCAAGCACCCCCUUGAGGCCCUUCCCCGUGCCUCUUUCCCCCUCGACGAGUGGAAGCGCCAGUACUCCAAUGUUGACACCCCCGAGGCCCUCAAGUGGUUCUGGGAGAACGUCCCCUUCACUGAGUACUCCAUCUGGAAGGUCAACUACAAGUACAACGAUGAGCUCACCCUCACCUUCAUGUCCAACAACUUGAUUGGUGGCUUCAACAACCGUCUUGAGGCUUCUCGCAAGUACCUCUUCGGCUGCGCCUCCGUCUAUGGCACCAACAACGACUCCGUCAUCCAGGGUGCCUUCGUCAUCCGUGGCGAUGACUGGAAGCCCGUCUUCGACGUCGCUCCCGAUUAUGAGAGCUACGAGUUCACCAAGCUCGACCCCCAGAACCCUGAGGAUCGCGCUUUCGUCGAGGCUGAGUGGUCCUGGGACAAGCCCGCCCUUGUCAACGGCAAGGAGUACCCCCACGCCUCCGGCAAGGUCUUCAAAUAAACGAUACCACGAACAAAUUAAUUCAAGGAAGGAGGUUAUACCAACAGGAGUUUACUAGACUACGGGAUUUUAUGAUGACUUGAUGAACAAAUAUUGAUGGGUUUCAAAGGACAAGCCGUUUUUGCCCCUUUUUCUCAUGAGCUCAUGUGUAUCGCUCGCUGAUGGAUAGUCGUCGCCGAUGAAUGAGUCUUCAGUAGAUGCUAGUAACCUGUCGAAAUCUCCGAUAAAAGUUGUUUUCAUGGCCAAUUGCUAUUCCC